AUGAGCACAAUACAGAACCUGAAGAACUUUAUCCGUCAUGGCAAACAAGCCCGCAUAGUGACGCCUCACGCCGAACCAACUACCGAUGUCACACCUGUCCACGCCCAACAACAACGGCAACCCCAGGGACAAUACGCCAAUAACCUCGACACGAUCCAACAUGGCAGCGGAAACGGCCAAGCACCGUCCCAGCAAAAGGAAACCAGUAACAAUAAGAUUUCAAGGGCCGACAUCGAGAAACUAGUCGCCGAGGAGCGACAUAGCAAGUCAAAGAUGCCCAAAUAUCCUGGCCUAGAUCGAUAUAUCCUCGUCGAGAAAAUGGGUGACGGAGCCUUUAGCAAUGUUUACAGAGCCAAAGAUACACUUUCGCACAUGGAGGAGGUGGCCAUCAAGGUCGUGCGAAAAUUUGAAAUGAACAACAAUCAGCGAGCAAACAUCCUCAAGGAAGUUCAGAUUAUGCGCCAACUCGAUCACCCCAACAUCGUCAAGUUGGUUGAUUUUUCCGAAUCGUCCCAGUUCUACUAUAUUGUUCUCGAGCUCUGCCCAGGUGGCGAGCUGUUCCACCAAAUCGUGCGAUUGACAUACUUUAGCGAGGAACUCAGUCGUCACGUUAUUACACAAGUUGCAGAAGCUAUCGAGUAUCUUCACGAGAUCUCGGGCGUGGUCCAUCGUGAUAUCAAACCCGAAAACCUAUUGUUUUACCCUACUGAAUUCGUACCCAGCAAAAAUCCAAAACCACGCCAGCCUGGCGACGAAGACAAAGUAGACGAGGGUGAAUACAUUCCUGGUGUGGGUGCUGGUGGUAUUGGCAAGAUUAAGAUUGCCGACUUUGGUCUUUCUAAAGUCAUUUGGGAUAGCCAGACGAUGACGCCCUGUGGUACCGUGGGUUAUACUGCACCAGAGAUUGUGAAGGAUGAGCGGUACUCAAAGAGUGUUGAUAUGUGGGCACUUGGUUGUGUGCUUUAUACUCUUCUCUGCGGUUUCCCACCUUUCUACGACGAAAGUAUCCAAGUUCUUACGGAAAAGGUCGCCCGAGGACAAUACACUUUCUUGUCGCCAUGGUGGGAUGACAUCUCCAAGCCGGCGCAAGAUCUUGUAUCUCACCUUCUCACGGUUGACCCCGAUAAACGGUACACUAUUCGCCAGUUUCUUGACCACCCAUGGAUUAAGAAUACAAAUGAAUCGACACAUGCUGCUGCUGAUGCCCCCCCUCUAGCCACUCCUCAAAUUUCUCGCCACAAGGAAAAUGCUUCUCAAAUGUUCGACGUCCAGCAAACACCCCUUUCAGCCGCUGAGCGACGAAUGGACUUCCGUUCGCCUGGCGUUGUUAAUCUGCGCGAGGUCUUUGAUGUCGGUUAUGCAGUGCACCGACAAGAGGAGGAAGGCAAGCGAAGAAAGAAUUUCCGACAAGGAUACCGCGGUGCCAACCCAGCGGCAGGAUUCAGUUCUCAGCUCAACCCUCUUAACGAAGAUUAUGACGACGACGAAGAGGCAGCCUAUUACGAGCAAGAUGCCAACAACCAAAAAGGAGAUCCACCUGCGAAGAUUCCGCGAUCAUCACAAACCGCCGCCAACGAUGUCGCCGCUAUGGAAGCCAAAUUGCGCCAGACUAAUUUGGGAACACAACCAAGCAGUGCUGCUCAAGCACGAACAGUCAAUCGAUAUGGCGGGGCCACAACGACUGCGCGUCAGAAGCAACCAGCAGCCGGUGGAUAUGGUCAACACAGCGCAACUGUUGCAGCAGCAGCGCGACAAAACGCGGCACGAGCAGCUAGACAACCGUUCGAACUUAACAUGGCUAAUGCAACUCUACUCGAACGGAGAGGGAGAAAAGGUCCAGCCGAACAAAUGGUAUAA
Molecule: messenger RNA, 1857 nt
Organism: Talaromyces amestolkiae
Lineage: Eukaryota; Fungi; Ascomycota; Eurotiomycetes; Eurotiales; Trichocomaceae
Exons: 3
Coding region: 1-1857 (618 amino acids)
Biological process (GO): protein phosphorylation; mitotic DNA damage checkpoint signaling
Cellular component (GO): nucleus
Molecular function (GO): protein serine/threonine kinase activity; ATP binding
Source: RefSeq, a predicted model, not a curated record